Molecule: messenger RNA, 2296 nt
Organism: Priapulus caudatus
Lineage: Eukaryota; Metazoa; Priapulida; Priapulimorpha; Priapulimorphida; Priapulidae
Product: RING finger protein 37-like
Exons: 2
Coding region: 423-2009 (528 amino acids)
Biological process (GO): protein polyubiquitination
Cellular component (GO): nucleus
Molecular function (GO): ubiquitin-ubiquitin ligase activity; ubiquitin protein ligase binding
Source: RefSeq, a predicted model, not a curated record
CAACGCUACUUCUGAUGUUAUUUUUAUUCAGUAUCAUGUAAUAGAUCAUAGGUAAACUAGGCCGGCAUGGAAAUGUUGAAUUUCUUGCGUUUCGAGCGAGUCAUACUCCUCUAUUAUUAUUAUUAGGGACGCCAGCCACGCUCCUAAGCUGAUGCCACCCGCUUACUAGCACUUACUGUGACUUAGCAGUACUGUUGGGGAGUUGAUAUCUCAUUCAACUGUUAGCCGUAAAUGAUUAUGCCUUGCGUAUGACACAGGAUGUUAUAUGUCAAUAUGCGUCAGCGUGUGACCUAAAAUAUAGCCAUAGGUUUGCGCCUUCAUAAUCAUAUCCUAAUCCUCGGUACAUAAUUCAAAUCUUAGGCUUGUAAAGUAGGUGUUGAAGCCGGUGCGUCGCAGGCAGCAUCUGUAACCGGUGAGUUGCGAUGAGCAUCAACUUCUGCGCGUCAGUGCUUGGCGCGCGCAUCCACUGCGCUGCCGUCAGCUGCGACGGCUACGAGCCGGACAACUUGCUGCGGCGUCCCUCGCGAGGAUUUCUCGCCGAACGCUUCGUGAGGCCGCCUGUCACGAUCACGGUCACGCUCCCACUCAACGUUGACGUCAGCCACGUCGUCGUCACGACGACCGUUGGCGCGCAGACGACGACGGGACUUGAGAUCCUCGCGGCGCAUGGCGCGCCGGGGUCGCCCGCUGACCUCGAGGCGUGCCUCGACGGCGGCGAGAUGCCGGAUUGGCGGCAAGUGACGUUCGCCGUCGUCGCGCGCGCGUCGUCGCGUGUCGCAGAGUCCCCGCCGCCGUCGUCGUACGUUUUCGUAAAUGCUCGCUUCCGCGAGACGAGGUCGGCGGGAGCGUUCGGGCGGGCGCUGCCGGUGGGCGGGACCGCGCGGCCGAUGCGGCACCGCGACCCGGUCGUGCUCGCCAGGGCGCGCCAUGUGGCGGUGCGCAUCACGUCGACGGCAGCGGCGUGCGUGCCAGCACUCGGCAGCGUUGAGAUCUGGGGCCAGCCGGCGGCGGGCACGGCCAUGCAACUGGUGCGCGAACUCACUACCCUCCACCGCAGCCUGACAUUGCGCCACGUUGCCACCACAUGCUCACCAGGUGGCGCUAACACCCUCGCCGAAAUCGCCUGCCCACCGCGUGACGUCGCGGGUGGCCCCGAACCGGACUGUGAUGCAAUACCGCCGGAUUUUCUGGAUGCGAUUACCUUUGAGGUGAUGUCCCUUCCGGUGCUCCUCCCGUCGGGUCACACUGUGGACAGACGCACGCUGGAGCGGCACGCCGCGGAGGAGGAGCGGUGGGGGCGUCCGCCAAGUGACCCGUUCACGGGCGUGCGUUUCUCCCGCGCUGCCGCGUCGCUGCCCAACACACCGCUAAAGGCGAGGAUCGACGCGUUCCUGCUGCGACGUCCGGAUGUGGGCCGGCGCGUCGGACGCACAAGCGGCCGGGCGACGCAUCACGGAGCAGCGUUCGCCGAUUGUCGCCCGGACGCUCCGCCUACCUCCGCGGUCGGGGUCGGAAUCCCGGAAGAGAGACGCGCGGGUCGGAAGAGACAGAGCACGGACGAUUCCGCGGGGAUGUUCGUAUACAAUGCAUCGCCGACCGUGCUACGUCGCAGCACAUCAGCACGAUUGCUGCAAAGCGAAUCGUCACCUGUGACUAGUGAAGCGAGAGCGGGCUCCGGCCAUAGACUGACGCCUCAACAGGGUGAUAGUCACGACAGCUGUGUUUCCAAGGAAAAUACGGUGCGAGACGACGACCGUCCCAGUCUAGAUUCCGUUUUGAGCGCAACGCUCAAUUCUCUACCGUCUUUUCGUCUGAGAACGAAAACGAGCGAAGAAGACGACGUAACAAUGUGUAGUAGGUGUCGACAGCAGAGCGGCGUGUUCUACAGACCUCCGUGCGGACACAGUUUCUGCCGCUCGUGUCUACUGAAGGAUAAGCACGUCGCAAAAGUCUGUGAUAGAUGUGAAGCAACGUUCACUGCAAAGGAUUUCACAAGAGUUCAUGUGUGAAUUACAGAUUUCUGGUUCCCACUUUCAUGAGCUGCUAUCUGUGAUUUGUUGUUAGAUCUGUAAAUACUGCCUUGUGUGUAGUCUUUAUUUACCAGUGUUAAAUAAUUGUGGCAUUUUUGUGUUUGAGUGACCGACCAUGUGUGGUGGUUAUUAAUCAUUAUUAUUAAUUUGACCUUGUUAUUAAUAUUAUAAGGUAUUGACAUGGGUAUCGCUCCUUACGAAAAGCAAACAACGUGUAAAUUGUGUUAUAACUAUAUAUAUAGAAAUUUGGUAUUUAUGUCGAUAAU